Messenger RNA from Osmerus eperlanus (European smelt), 1938 nucleotides. It is a transcript of the gene gtpbp10, whose product is annotated as GTP-binding protein 10 (putative). Lineage: Eukaryota; Metazoa; Chordata; Actinopteri; Osmeriformes; Osmeridae. Bases 144 to 1286 code for a protein of 380 amino acids. Gene Ontology annotation, cellular component: mitochondrion. The record is from RefSeq and is a predicted model, not a curated record. The transcript has 11 exons. Gene Ontology annotation, molecular function: GTP binding; GTPase activity.
GCGUGUGACAGUAGGCCAUGCUUUUGCUAGCUAGCCAACGAUUUCUAGCGGACUGUGUUGUUGUCGCUCAUUGACCUUCGUUCUUUAACUUGCUAGCCAGUUUGCUGUCUGUGAUGAAAGUGAUCGUAUGAGCAAUAUUCAAAAUGGUCUGGAUGAGUAGGACUUGUUUCCGGAAGUAUGGAAACUUCGUGGACAACCUGCGUCUGUAUGUCCGAGGAGGCAGCGGAGGGAUGGGACUACCCCGGCUCGGAGGGCAGGGAGGGAAAGGCGGAGAUGUUUUGGUGGUGGCAAAAAAAGAAAUUACUCUAAAGAAGAUCAAGGCUAAGUAUCCACAGAAACGCUUCGUCGCUGGAGUAGGAAUGAACAGUAGCGUCCGGGCGCUGAAAGGCGAGAAAGGGCCGGACCAGCAGAUACUGGCGCCCACUGGUGUUACCGUCACUACUGACAAUGGCAAAGUUCUUGGUGAGCUGAAUGUGGAAGGAGACAGUGUGCUGGUGGCCCGAGGAGGGCAGGGGGGGUCCUUCCGCUCUGGGUUCCAGCCCAGUCAGGGCCAGUCCAAACAUAUCCGGCUGGACCUCAAACUUAUCGCAGACCUGGGCCUUGUGGGGUUCCCCAAUGCAGGAAAGUCUUCUCUACUGAAAGCCUUGUCUCAUGCCAAACCCCAGAUCGCCAGCUAUGCCUUCACCACUCUAAGGCCAGAGAUUGGCCAAGUCAUGUAUGAAGACUUUAAACAGAUUUCUGUAGCAGACCUUCCAGGGUUGAUUGAGGGAGCGCACAUGAACAAAGGAAUGGGUCACAAGUUCCUCAAACAUGUGGAGAGGACCAAGCAACUGCUGUUUGUGGUGGAUGUUUGCGGUUUCCAGCUUGCAAGCAACACAGCGUUCAGGUCGGCCUUUGAAGCUGUGCAGCUUUUAACCAAGGAGCUGGAGUUGUACAAAGAGGAGAUCCUCUCCAAGCGUGCUGUGUUGGUGGUGAACAAGAUGGACCUGCCUGAUGCAGAGGACAGGCUGGCUGAGCUGCUGGAGCAACUGAACAACCCGAAUGAGUUCUUCCACUUGCUGCCUGAAGACAUGGUUCCCAGAAAGAACAUUCUCUUCAGAGACGUGGUUCCCAUCUCUGCUGCCACCGGACUGGGCAUCCAGCGCCUCAGAACCUGCAUGCGACAGUCACUGGACGAGGAUGCGGCCGGGGGGGCAGACCCCCUGCACCGUGAUAGGCUACAGGCCCUGAGAGGGGCGGUCACAGCCCAGGACGCACCCUCCUGGGGCUCCCCCCCCUCUGCCUGAGCAUGCUGGGGUGUGGACAGUUUCUCUGUUAUCUGGACGUGUAUUCUAGACUGGACCUCAUGGGACAGCUUUAUAAGGAGGUCCCAGAGUCUGACACCUGGACACGUCAGGUCCCAGAGUCUGACACCUGGACACGUCAGGUCCCAGAGUCUGAUACCUGGACACGUCAGGUCCCAGAGUCUGACACCUGGACACGUCAGGUCCCAGAGUCUUGACACCUGGACACGUCAGGUCCCAGAGUCUGAUACCUGGACACGUCAGGUCCCAGAGUCUGACACCUGGACACGUCAGGUCCCAGAGUCUGAUACCUGGACACGUCAGGUCCCAGAGUCUGAGCCUGGACACGUCAGGUCCCAGAGUCUGACACCUGGACACGUCAGGUCCCAGAGUCUGAUACCUGGACACGUCAGGUCCCAGAGUCUGAGCCUGGACACGUCAUGACUGAUCCCCUGUAGGCAGAGCCUACAAGCUGUACGAAAAAAUAUCAUCAAACAUGAUAUAUUCAACCUAGGAAUACACCACGAAGACAACGACUUGAAUGAACUUUAAAGUAAGAGGUCCAAGAACAAGUUGACUGUAUGGUAAGAUUUCAUAUUGUGUAUUUGUCUAAUAUAACUUGCAUUAAAGAUGGAAUCAGAAACGUCAACAAACA